UUUUGCAAAGCGAGAUUGUCCUGGCUGGGGUGUGUUGCAGUGCGGAGGGAGGAUCCUGCGAAAGAAAUUGAAGAAAGAAGCGAGCGAAAGACACCGGCUGGACUUUAAUAUUCGUUCUAUUAAUUGUGGGGUUCGUGAAACCUCAGCACAUCAGGAGACAAAGAAAAUCAAGUUUGUGUUGAGAAGAAGAACAUAGGCGGAGUACACUUGCUAAAUACAGUCGAAUACUUCUAAAUCAUGGGUGUCCAGUCACGGUCCUGGAGGGCUAUUCUACUCCAGGUUAACCAGAUCUAAGAAAAUGAACGGGACUCUGGACCACCCAGACCAGCCCGACAUCGAUACCAUAAAGAUGUUUGUGGGACAGAUUCCUCGAACUUGGUCUGAGAAGGAGUUGAGAGAGCUGUUUGAACCGUAUGGCGAUGUGUAUGAAAUCAACAUCCUCCGAGACAGAAGUCAAACACCCCCCCAGAGCAAAGGUUGUUGUUUUGUAACCUAUUACACUCGUAAAGCAGCAUUAGAAGCACAAAAUGCCCUUCACAACAUGAAAAUCCUACCAGCGAUGCAUCAUCCUAUUCAAAUGAAACCCGCAGACAGCGAGAAGAAUAAUGAAUUAUCCUACAAUUGUUCUGUUCCAGCUAUAGAAGACAGAAAGCUGUUCAUAGGAAUGGUUUCGAAGCAGUGUAAUGAAAAUGAUAUCAGGCUCAUGUUUUCACCAUACGGACAGAUUGAGGAAAGUCGAAUAUUACGCGGACCGGAUGGUUUGAGUCGAGGUUGUGCAUUUGUUACUUUCACGGCAAGACAGAUGGCACAGUCCGCUAUCAAAGCAAUGCACCAGUCGCAAACUAUGGAGGGCUGCUCUUCGCCGAUUGUUGUGAAGUUUGCAGAUACACAGAAAGAUAAAGAGCAGAAACGGAUUGCACAGCAGUUACAACAGCAAAUGCAGCAGCUCAAUGCUGCCUCCAUGUGGGGGAAUCUUACAGGGCUGAACACACUUGGGCCCCAGUAUUUGGCACUUUAUUUGCAGCUUCUUCAACAGACCGCCUCAACAGGGAAUAUGAACGCACUUAGCAACCUUCACCCCAUGACGGGGCUAAAUGCAGUGCAGUUACAGAACCUGGCUGCAUUGGCGGCUGCUGCCGGUGCCUCUCAGAAUAGUAUGUCUGGCACAAACUCACUCACCAGCUCCAGCAGUCCCCUCAAUCUCCUCACCAAUGCAGGCGGUGGACAGCAGGCACAUUCUACCUGGGAUGCAUACAAGGGUUCCUCCUCCAAUUCAAGUGGCAACUCUUCACUAAAUCCUAUGGCUUCCCUUGGAGCUCUGCAGUCCCUUGCAGGUGCAACUGCAGGACUAAACGUUGGGUCUUUAGCAGGAAUGGCUGCUUUAAACGGAGGAUUAGGGAGUGGAAGUCUUUCGAACGGCACAGGCAGUACGAUGGAAGCGUUGACUCAGGCAUAUUCGGGAAUCCAGCAGUACACUGCAGCUGCAUUACCUACACUUUAUAACCAGAGUCUGCUAACACAACAGAGCCUCGGGGCUGCGGGGAGCCAGAAAGAAGGUCCCGAAGGAGCGAAUCUCUUCAUUUACCAUCUUCCCCAGGAGUUUGGGGAUCAGGAUCUGCUCCAAAUGUUCAUGCCAUUUGGGAAUGUCAUCUCGGCCAAGGUUUUCAUUGACAAGCAGACCAACCUCAGCAAGUGUUUCGGUUUUGUAAGUUAUGACAAUCCAGUCUCAUCUCAGGCAGCCAUUCAGUCCAUGAACGGUUUCCAGAUAGGCAUGAAGCGACUGAAAGUUCAGCUCAAGCGAUCCAAAAACGACAGCAAGCCAUACUGAGCUUUUCUCUCAAAUGGACUUGAGUUUAAACAAAAAUUCUGAUAUCUUCGUGCCCGUUUGUUCAUCGUUUGCCUAGCAUGUCGCUGUGACGUCAAAAGUUCAUCGUCCAACCCUUGUCUUCUGAGCUUCUCUGAUGCUUGACCUCUCACCUUUGACCUUGUGUUAACUUUUGACAUUUAUUAAUUAUAAAAGUUUUGUUUUUUCAUUUCUGUGUGUGUGCUGCCAAUCAGUUAUGCUAGAAAGACUGCUAAUCAAAAAGUAGUACAUUCUAUUUGAAGUUACCUUUUGAAUGUUGUUACAAGCAAAGAGUCUAUUUUUCUAGAACUUCCUAAAAUAACCACUAGAUUUUGCAACAAAAAAACUACUUCUACUUUUUUUUAUUUGUUUUGUUUUUUUGUUGUUUUUGUUUUUUUAAUAGCAGUCUUCCUAGCAUGUCACAUGUAGUAUUUGUAUUUUUGUCCUCAAGCAGCCAAUCGGUUUUUAGAAGCUAUUAUGUGUGGUGUUCUUGUUAGUUCUAAACCUUUUUAGGAUGAUGAUGGUCACAUUUUGCUGAAACCGAGGAUGAAUUUGUAAUUUUGUGCUAGGUUAGUUGGCAUGAUGCAUUUUUUUGGGAGAUCUCUAUUAA
Polyodon spathula (Mississippi paddlefish) is the source of this 2453-nucleotide messenger RNA. RefSeq names its product CUGBP Elav-like family member 1. Lineage: Eukaryota; Metazoa; Chordata; Actinopteri; Acipenseriformes; Polyodontidae. The transcript has 17 exons. The coding region runs from base 299 to 1828 and encodes 509 amino acids. The record is from RefSeq and is a predicted model, not a curated record. Gene Ontology annotation, biological process: mRNA splice site recognition; regulation of alternative mRNA splicing, via spliceosome. Gene Ontology annotation, molecular function: mRNA 3'-UTR binding. Gene Ontology annotation, cellular component: nucleus; ribonucleoprotein complex; cytoplasm.